Messenger RNA from Archocentrus centrarchus (flier cichlid), 5069 nucleotides. RefSeq names its product calmodulin binding transcription activator 2 (gene camta2). Gene Ontology annotation, cellular component: nucleus. The record is from RefSeq and is a predicted model, not a curated record. Lineage: Eukaryota; Metazoa; Chordata; Actinopteri; Cichliformes; Cichlidae. The transcript is spliced from 26 exons. Gene Ontology annotation, biological process: regulation of transcription by RNA polymerase II. Gene Ontology annotation, molecular function: protein binding; double-stranded DNA binding; transcription coregulator activity. Bases 104 to 4834 code for a protein of 1576 amino acids.
UGACGUCAUAGCCAGAGAAGAUGGCGGCUGUGCUGAAGGCGGAAGCGGGGCAGUGCAGGCCUCCUUGCCUUGUGUGAGGCUCCUCCUGCAUGGACUUGUCGCCAUGAGCAGCAAGGAGAUGGUUUCCACGGAGACAGAGAACAAAGGACAGAGGAAGGUGUUUCUUCCCAACAAGCUGCUGGAGUGUCUCCCUCGCUCAUCCAGCCUGCCUAACGAGCGCCUCAGGUGGAACACUAACGAGGAAAUCGCCUCCUACCUGAUAUCCUUCGACAGACAUGACGAGUGGCUCUCCUGCACCCUCAGAACCAGGCCGAAGAACGGCAGCAUCAUCCUGUACAACAGGAAGAAGGUGAAGUACAGGAAGGACGGAUACUGCUGGAAGAAAAGGAAGGAUGGAAAGACGACAAGAGAAGACCACAUGAAGCUGAAGGUCCAGGGCAUGGAGUGCCUGUAUGGUUGCUACGUCCAUUCCUCCAUCGUGCCAACAUUCCACAGACGAUGCUACUGGCUGCUGCAGAACCCAGACAUCGUGCUGGUCCACUACCUGAAUGUGCCGUCCCUGGAGGAUUCUGGGAAAUGCAGUCCGCUGCUUUGUGCAGUGGCCGACCGCCAUGACAGCGUGAGGUGGAGCCGAGACGACCUGCUGAGCCAGCUGAAGCCCAUGUUCCACAGUAUGAAGUGCUCGGUUGGGUCAGGAGAUUUCAGUAUUGAGGAGCUGGUUCAGCACAUCCUGGACCGGCAGAGAACCAAACCACAGCCGCGCACACACACCUGUCUGUGUAACACUGCCCAGGUAUCAUCAGGAGUGAACAUUCCCCACCGCUGUAACAGUACCAAGCAUCGCAUCAUUUCCCCCAAACUGCCCCCCUCUUCCUGCAGGCCGUCCGCCUCACCGCUGUCCUCUGAGCUGGGGGAGGUGGGGAGGGGAGGAGGGGGAGGAGAAGCCAAACUGCCUCACCUCCAGGCUCAGAGCAGCCCGGUCUCAUCCCCCUGCCCCUCCUCCACCUCGGCCUCUUCCCCACCUCAGUCCCAACGAGCUACCGUCACCAUGAGUAACCACAGCAGCGGCUUCUACGGAGACCGUCGCGGCAACCUGACAACUGUGGCGCUGCCACAGAAUGCAGUCAUUGUCAUGGCAACUGCCGCCAUCGCGGGGGAGGGGGGAGGGGGAGGCGUGGCAAGAGGGGAGGAGGCGAGUCUGAGGAGGAGCCUGUCAUUCACAGGCUCUGGCCAGUUGCUGCUUUCCCCCGCCCUGCCUCCUGCAGCCGUCCAGCCCACCUCCCCUUCCCCACCAGCUUCCAUCUCCUCACCUGUCCCCCCUUCCCUCCCCCCACCUCCUGUGCAGGCACCGGGCGUGGCCACCCUCUCCCUCACCCUUCUGCCCUCCCCCGUUAUUGGAGGCUUGCUCUUAACCCCAUCUUCCUCCAACACAUCCACCUCUCUCUGCUCCCCACCUCCUCCUGCUGCCACUGCCUCCACUCCGUCUCCCCCCACUUCCCCCUCACCACCGCCACCACCUCCCUCAUCCCUCCCCCCUGCCUUUGAUCCCGACUCAUUCUUGAACUCCCCCAAACAGGGCCAGACAUAUGGCGGCCCCGCUCGUCCUCCCUCCUCCUCGUCCACCCCCACCUCUGUCAUGUGCGCGUCCUCCUCCCCCUUCUCUCCCCCCUCCCUCGCUCUUUCCCUCUCUCCCACCUCCACCCCUCCCUCCUCUGUGUCCCCUCCUUCCUCGCUGUCCUCCCUCUCCUCUUCCUCUGAGGUGGACAGGAGAGACUCGGCCCUCCCUCUUUCCUCCUCUCCUUCCUCUUCCUCCUCCCCACUUUCGUCUUCACUGCCCCCCUCCCUUUCCCUAUCACUGUCUCCCACUUCCUCUGUGGCUCCGCCCCCUCUGCCACUCUGCCUGGAGCUUGGCUCUCUGGGGGAGUCGGAGGCAGGAAGGGAGGAGUGUGAAGAGGAGGUGAAGGACAGGAGAUGUGAAGAUGAUGAUGAUGAAGGCAGCGCUCCUCCCUCUAAACUCGCUCUCCUGCAGACAGGCCACACCUCUUCCAGCUUGGCACCACGGCAGCAGACAGGCAGCACUUCCGCCUCCCUGCUCUUGGUGUGUCAGAGUCCGGCGAGCCACCCUUCCCAGCCGGCCAGUCAGACUUACCGCCAGGCUGGCGAGCAGCAGCAUCCGGUGAACCCCGGGCAGCCCAGCAGUCACCUGUGUGCACCUGAAGCCCCACCCCCACCCCAGACCUCUCAUCAGCCCCCGGUGCUGCAGCAGCAGUCUUCAAUGUUUGCUAACAGUGACGCUAAUGUGAGCCCCGCCCCCACCGCCAUGGCUACUGCUAUCCAGGUUAAAGAGGAGAGGAGACGGGGCUCCGACUCUGAUGACACCUGCAUGAGCACUCAGAUGGGGGAGGAGGCGGGGCCCUGUGAACGCGGAGGAGAGGAGCUCGACAUCUCCUUCGACAGCCAGUUUCCCGACCUCAUCUCUGACCUCAUGACCGAGGAGGCCAAUCCCGUCGCAGCCGCUGUCUCCGCCUCGCCAAGCCCAGCCAUGUUCCCCGCGGGGGUCCGCUACGUCGUUCCUCCACAGCCCUCCCCUUCCUCCUCCUUCCUCCCUUUUCCUCACCCGCUGCCCGCCUCGUCCUCCACACGCCUCACCUCCAUCACCGACUUCUCCCCGGAGUGGUCGUACCCCGAGGGUGGAGUGAAGGUGCUGAUAACGGGGCCGUGGAGCGAGCCGUCGGGUCGGUACUCCUGCGUGUUCGAUCAGAGCGCCGUCCCCGCCUCGCUGAUCCAGCCCGGAGUGCUGCGCUGCUACUGCCCCGCCCACGAGGCCGGCCUGGUUUGUCUGCAGGUCCUGGAGUCCGGAGGCUCGGUUUCUUCUUCGGUCCUGUUCGAGUACAGAGCGAGGAACGCCAGCUCUCUGCCUAGCUCUCAGCUCGACUGGCUCUCACUGGACGAUAAUCAGUUCAGGAUGUCCAUCCUCGAGCGGCUGGAGCAGAUGGAGCGCAGGAUGGCAGAGAUGGCCGCCCGCGACAACAACCAGCAGCAACCGCAAAAUCAACAGCAGCAGCAGGGCAGCCAGCUGGCCACGCCUCCUCCUCCGCCUCCACCCACGGACCACGAACAGUCUUCGCAGUGGUUUGAGAGGAGGAUUGUGGGAGUGUGUGAGCGGAUGAUGAGGGGGGGUCGGUGGGCAGGAGGAGGAGGAGAGCGGCUUCAUCACUCGGUGCGUCACCGUGGCAUGACGCUGCUCCACCUGGCUGCAGCACAGGGAUACACACACCUGAUCCACACGCUGAUACACUGGAGGAAUGUAAACAGUGACAGUCUGGACCUGGAACAGGAAGUGGAUCCUCUGAACGUCGACCACUUCUCCUGCACGCCACUGAUGUGGGCGUGUGCGCUGGGCCACCAGAGGGCGGCGGAGCUCCUGUACAGCUGGAACAGUCUGGCUCUGGGGAUCCCCGAUUCGCUGGGACGCCUGCCGCUCGCCGUCGCUCGCUCCCGAGGGCACACCCGGCUGGCCGCGGCGCUGGAGGAGCUGCACACGCAGCGUGCAAUCGCUAACGUGGCGUCGAGAGACACGCACACACCGCAGCCGCCGCUGUCCCCUCUCUCCACCAGCCCAGAUACAGGUCUGAGCUCCUCCAGCAGUCUCCCCUCCCCCAGCGACCCCUCCUCACCCUCCCCCAGCUCCGCCUACUCCAGCGGCCCCGCCCCCAUGGAGACGUCGCCCUCUUCCCCUUCUUCUCCCUCCUCCUCAUCCUCACUGUCUGCCUCCCCUCCCUCCCUUCCUCUCAUGUCCAUGUGGGGGGAGGAGCCAGUGAGCACAGGUUUGAACCCCGGCAGUUCCAGAGACUCCCCCCUCCACCUCAUGGACUAUGAGAGCGCCUCCCCCAGCCACGCUCAGUCGUUCGCACACUCGGCGGGGGGCCAGCGGGCGCACGUCGCGCUGGAGGAGCAGCUGCUGAGCUACAGCGAGAACGUGGAGAACGAAGGCGAGGAGGAGGCGUACCUGGAGGAGGAGGUGCUGCAGGUUGAUAUGGCAACACUAGCAGAGCAAAUCAUCGAGGCGACCCCAGAGCGAAUCAAACAGGAGGACUUCCCCAGGGGGGCGGAGUCACUGCUCAGAGAGAGGUGGGACAACCCGGCCAUACAGGACACCUGGCUGGCUACCUACCUGGAAACGGUCGACGCCCACACACACUCCCCGCCCAGGCGGGUGUGCCCCCCCUCGCCACUCAGCGCCUUGGCCCUGCAGAGGCUCCGCCCCCCCUCUUCUGCAGCAUGGGCGGAGUUCCUCAACGCCUCGGCCAACGGGAAGAUGGAGAGAGACUUCGCCCUGCUGACGCUGACGGACGGCGAGCAGAGGGAGCUCUACGAGGCCGCCAGGAUCAUCCAGAACGCCUUCAGGAGAUACAAGGGUCGGAGGUUAAAGGAGCAGCAGGACAUGGCUGCAGCCGUCAUACAGAGAUGCUACCGGAAGUACAAACAGCUAACAUGGAUAGCUCUGAAGUACGCUCUCUAUAAGAAGAUGACCCAGGCAGCCAUCCUGAUCCAGUCCAAGUUCAGGUCCUACUACGAGCAGAAGCGUUUCCAGCAGAGCCGGCGGGCCGCCGUCCUCAUCCAGCAGUACUACCGCAGCUACAAGGAGUACGAGCGGCUCAAACAGGCGCCGCGAGGCUCCGCCACCCACAACCCCAAGAUCAAGGGGUCGUUUCUGACCAAGAAACAGGACCAGGCGGCCCGGAAGAUCAUGAGGUUCCUGCGGCGCUGCAGACACAGGAUCAAAGAGCUGAAGCAGACGAGGGAGCUGGAGAGGAGAGGACUGACCACCUAAACCACUUCAGCCUCCUUCCUCCUCCCCCAGCGGAGAGAGGGACAACGGCGAGAACGAGUUCAGCAGGUUUACUCUGAUGUAAAGACGGAAACCAAACGACGGACGGAGAGAUGCCUUACCCCACGCCAACCCUAUCUAUCUAUCUAUCUAUCUAUCUAUCUAUCUAUCUAUCUAUCUAUCUAUCUAUCUAUCUAUCUAUCUAUCUAUCUAUCUAUCUAUCUAUCUAUCUAUCUAU